AUGGGUGAACGUAAAGGACAGAAUUUCUAUUAUCCGCCGGACUUUGAUUAUAAGAAGCAUAAAAGUUUAAACAGCUAUCAUGGGACACAUGCAUUACGAGAACGUGCUGCUAAGAUCAAGCAGGGGAUUCUCAUUAUACGUUUUGAAAUGCCAUUCAAUAUUUGGUGUCUUGGUUGCAACAAUCAUAUUGGGAUGGGUGUACGGUAUAAUGCUGAAAAGAAGAAAAUCGGAAUGUAUUAUACGACACCAUUAUAUGAAUUCCGUAUGAAAUGCCACCUUUGUGACAACUAUUUCGUCAUACGCACAGAUCCUGAGCACUUUGAUUAUGAGCUUGUGGAGGGCUGUCGUCGACAGGAGAAACGGUAUGAUCCAUCUACGAUCGAUCAGCUUGGAGCCGUUGAUCGAGGUUUUAGCAGGCAGUUGGAAAGCGAUCGAAUGUUCCAGGUUGAGCAUAAAGAACAGGACAAAGAAAAGGCAGCAAGUUCAGCCGAUAAGAUUGGUAAAUUGGAAUGGAUUCAGGAAAGGAUGCGAGAUGAUUUUGCCGCUAAUCAAGCUUUAAGGAAGUCAUUCAAGGUUGAAAAAGAUGGUUUGAAGGAGGAAAGAGUCAGAGAUGAAGACUUGCUGAAGAGGAUGUCUUUGAACAUUAAGCUAGUAUCAGAAAAUGUUGAGGAUAAAAAACUCGCUGCUGCAGUUUUGCGGUAUAAAAAUAUGAAAUUUACUUGUCAACCAUCAACUUCAACGAAGAAUGAUAUGGCACAAAAGCACUUAUUGUCUAUGAAACUUCGUAGAAAUGCUUUUGAUACUGUGUCAUCUGCACACAAUGGACAGGAACAACUAAUAGCCGAAAGUCUUGGCAUUGUCAAAAAAUUAAAAUACGAAAACAAGGAGCAUAAUGAAAUACGUGUUCUGGACAAGGGAAAUCUGGUUGAUGUCAAGCUUGAACCUGAAGAAUUACUGUACGCUGAUCAGAUGAAUUUAGCCGAUAUGAACGAUGAAUUUGUUCCUGUUGUGAAGUCAGAAGUAUGCAGUAAACCUUUAGCACUAGUAGCAGAUUACCGUGGCGAUAGUUCAUCAGACAGUGCUGAUUAG
Cercopithifilaria johnstoni is the source of this 1089-nucleotide messenger RNA. Lineage: Eukaryota; Metazoa; Nematoda; Chromadorea; Rhabditida; Onchocercidae. The record is from the annotation of a GenBank genome assembly.